UACCCGCUCACUUCAGUCAGUUCAGUCCGUUACGGUGCGUCGCGCGGCGUGUACAGGCGCGUACAACGGUCGGACGCGCGCCUUUUCCACGUUCAAGUCGAAGGGGGUAGCGUGUCUCUCGCACGCGGGGGAACGCGUCUCUCGUGGCGUCGCUGCGAAAGUGCGGAGGGCGCUCACGGGUGUAAAAAAAAAAAAAAAAAAACAAAGGAAACGCCGUGAUCUCCCACCCUUUCUUUUUCGUCAAACUCGCUUUUUUCCCCUCCUUCUCUCCCCUUCGGGUCGCCGAGCACUCGGAGCACGCGUCCCUGACAUGCGGCCGGCGCGGGCGAGCGUCAGGACGAGCCAUUGUCCGUGCCGUUUGACACUCGGGCUACUCGGGGCAACGGCCAGCCGCGCAGCCGACUUAGCCGACUCUCCUCCCCGCAGCCACUCGCAGCCGCACCGAGCGAGCCAGCUGAAUUCAUCCGUCUGAACUUACCUGCGGAUCGCGGCGCGGUGAAAAAAGACGAGCGGGAAGGAGGCUGUCGAAUCGGGGAUAUUUUUACGGUCUUCGAGAAUGGAGCACGGAGAACUGGUACGAAGGGAAUAAAUGCGAUCUCGGCGCCACGUUAUGCCCUUGUAUCGAGAUCAACUAAGUUUCACAUAUCCCUGAUCCAAGUCAGUAAUAUACUUAUCAUUCGUGAAUGGAUGGAGCUGCGACGGGAAUUGGAGGAGGAUCGGUUGCGGACCUGGGAAAUCUGGAAAGAUGGUGGAACAAUCCGGGGAUCGCGGCCUGGAGCUUCGUCCUCUUCGGCUGCUUUCUCCUCAACGCGACUCUUCUGCUUGCGUUUCUCGUCAGGCCGGGAUUGCGCACCAUCUCCAACAGAUUCGUGAUGAACCUAACCGUUUCGAAUCUGCUGACCUGUGCCGUGCUGAACCCGUUGCUGAUGAUGGACGGCCCGACGGUAGAAGACGGCACGCUGAUGGCGUCCACGACUUCAGACGACUUCACGUCGCCGUUUGGUUCGACGUCGACGUCCGCCAGCAAUAUCUGCGCGAUAUCGGAAGGUGCCACCGCGCUCGUUACCACGUCGUCGGUGCUGUCGGUCCUGCUGAUCGCCGUCGACCAAUACUUCGCCGUGGUGGACCCGCUGCGUUACCGGGCUCGAGUCGACAAGCUCAAGUCGGCCGUGCUGAUCGUCUCCAUCUGGCUGGUUUCAAUGACGUUCGGCCUGGUCGCUGCCUUGAACCCGAGCCCGCGUAGCCUGUGGCUGUCCUGCAGCACGUUGCUGAACAACUCGUCCUACCGCGAAUUCGCGACGUCGAACGUUACCGCGACGACGGAGCCGUCGGAGACGUCGCUCGAGUCCGCGUUCGCGUUCCUCGGCAACGGGACCGGAGGCGAGGAGAAGGAGGAGGAGGAGGAGGAGGAGCUGAUCGACGAGGUGACGGGGCCAACGUUACUUAAACACUUGAUCGAGUCGAUCAAGAUCGACAGCGGCGUCGGCCUGCUCGAGAACUCCACCGUGAUUUUUCGUACCGUGACCAACGACUCUGUUACCUACGGACUCAUUUACACGGUCGUACACAGCGUGUUCGCGUAUCUGCUUCCGUUCGCCGGUGUCUGUUGGAUUUAUAUCAGCAUCUAUUCGGCCGCCCACCGGAACUCCGAGAGAACUCGCAGGACUGGCUCGCGACCGAUUCUCUCGUCGGGUAGCUUCAGCGAAGAUCCGUACUAUUACGUGAAGGCGCAGCAUCAAUCGUCCGCCGACGCGUUUCCCGAAGAGUUCCGUAGGAUACCGAAAAUCUCGAGUCUCUCGUCGAUCGACGAGACGAGCGAGACUACGCACUCGAUCAAUCAGAUAUCGCGUCGGAGAUCCUUUUCGUCGUCCCUGGACGCGGCGCAGGCGGGAUCGAACGACGAGCAGACGUCGUCGGGGAUCGUCUUCACGGUAGGACUGCAACCGGUGGAAUCCAUGCUGCCGUCUGAUCAAAGCAACGAUAGUAAUUUCACGGGGCCAGCUGAUCCGCAGACGAACUACCUCGAGAGGGAGCGCGUUUCGUCCUUCAACGGGAACCUCGUUGCGAGCAAAUUCCACGAUACGGAAGCUGAUCGGAGACGGAAAUCUUCGUGUGAUCUAACGGACGGAUCGGAGAUCGGGGAAUCUUCCGGUUGGAUCGCCGGGGCGGACUCGAGUGAUUCCGAGAACGACGAGCGACGCUACGAUUACUUCGACUCCUUAACAGUUCCUAAAACAACUCGCAAGAUGAAGAUCCUCACGGAUCGAAGAUCCUCCGAUUGUCUCCUGUCAGUUGCCCGAUGCGAGAGGACGGAGGAGAGGCCAUCGCGUGAUGACGUGGACAAUCUCGAACGGGAUUCUUUCAAGGCGACGACUUGCUGUAACGACGACGAGGAGGAGGAGGAGGAGGAGGAGGAGGAGGUCUCUGUUACGGUGAAGACAAUAGAACGGGAACAAGGGCAAGACGAGAUGCCGAAUUCCGAAAGCGGUAACACGGAGAACAAGAGACCGAGGCGACCCAGUCGGCGUUUGUCGAGACCCAGUGUCCUCGAUGCCAGUGUGGAAUCGUACGCGAUUGGCAGAAAUGCAGAAAACGUUGGGUACAACAGCCCGGAAGCCUCGUCCUCGUGCUUCCUGACGCCCAUCGUGACGAUCACGCCCGCGCCUGGCAAGUCGAGCUCGCUGCACCGUGUGGCCAGUGUACGUAGCACCAACAGUUACAUCAAUUCCCUCAAGCAUCGGAUCAGCAACGGCUCCCUGUUCAGGUAUCGCGAGGAGACGCGGGCGGCCAGAAUCAGCGCGCUGGUGAUCGUGAUGGGCCUGAUCUGCUGGUCGCCGUACGUGCUGUUGAACAUGAUCAAGUACCUGCCGCGGUACUCGGAUUACGCGUUCCCGCACGAAUACGACGUGCUCGCGCUCAGCUUUUUGAUCCUGGCCGCCUACGUGAGCCCGUUGCUCUUCGGCUAUCGGUCGCGGCGGGUGAAACGGGAGCUGCGUAAGUUCUUCUGCUUCCACCGCGAGCUCUCGUACAAGAACAAUCGCAGCUUGAUGGCGAAGAAGGUGCUGAAGCGACGGCACAGCAGCACUCUGAGCCACCUGGAGAUGGAUCAUCGUUACAACAUCUUCAACUGCGUCUACGGCAGGAGCCGGUGGCCCAAGGAGAAGGUGCAGUUCGUCCAGGUGCCGGACACCGCUCUCGCCGUGGAGACUUGCAGGAGUAGCUUCUCCAGCGGCGCCAGCACGCAGAUCUCCAGCACGUCCACGGAGGAGUGUUGAAUCGCGAUGGACCUCGCGGCGCUGCGCGGAAUUUUGCGCGUUGAAAUCGCGAGGGUACUAGUUCCUUCAAUGAUCGGCGCGAUCGUACGGGAGAGCAAAUACGCGCGGUGCAAAGGAAAGCAGCGUAAAUUACGCCCGCGUUCGCGUAUGUUGCGUGAACUUGGCAAGGGACGUCGGGCGAUCGAGACGAAUAAGUGAACGGAAGUAGGUUAAGCGCGGUUAUGAUGAAAAGACGGUGCAUCGUGUGGUUUUUGGUGGCACGUGGAUCGAUAUAUUUUUCUAGUUCGCCGCAGUCUUUAACUAACUUCCUAAUUUUACCUUUUACUUUUCAACGGACAGUACGGUUGUGUGAAUGAGAACUGAAUUCGCGAUGCGAACGUUUGUGUUCCGAGCAGUCGGCGGCUCGUCUCUCCUCUCGACUAACUCGUCGCAUUUUUCUUCCGACAACGUAUUCUUUUGCCUGUGCGCAACGUGGGUCUGAUUAAUCGGCAGAAUAAUUGUGCGAUUGAACGUUGAAACUGUUUAUUUAAAAAAAAAAAAACGACGCGAGUUUUGGAAACUCGACGACAGGCGUUGCGGCAAAGCCGAGCGAUGUACCGUCGCCUUGCACCGUAAUCAAAAUAAAUAACACGAAACUCGCUGCGUCUCUCCGCGGCGCGGUUGGAGCCGCUGUUCGGCAUUUGUCAAAUCGAAAUGUCCGUUUUAGUAUUAAGAGCAUUAUCGCGCUAAGUCGUCAGGUGUCGGCCGGCUCGAGAAGUAUUAGAGUACCGCCGAGCUCGAAAGGAGGCUUUAGUUUUUACGCUUAUUGACGCACUGCAUCCACGCGUACUUUCUCCCCCUCCCUCUCUUCCCACACUUUCUGUUUUUUAUCUACGUUUGUCGACGUAAUUGCGGCAACGUCGUCUGACGCACGCGGGGUAGAUCAAUCUAGUUGCCACGGCGUAUUUAUUCUCUUAAGCGGCUAUUUAUUCGCAGAACGUCGAACAUGUACGUCGUCCGUACGGUAUGUUCUGUAUGUAGAUAUGUACACAGCAUUUCUCAUGACAAAACACCUCUUCGUCGAGGCGUCGCCGUUCUCCGUCUAGAGAAUACUCUGCGAUUCCUCCCCCCCCCUCCCCCCUCCCCCCUUUCUUACUCUUUUGUAUAUUACGUGUGCAGAGAUUCGUUUAUUUAUAUUAAAUAUAUAAUUUGUAUAUAGAGAGAGACGAAUGGCGAAUCUCAAGUGCGCUGCUAAUCCGUAUGUCGUAAAAUCACUCGUAUCCUGUGUGUGUAAUGUUUCGUCAGCGUGGUCCAUACAUAUAGUAAAAUGUACGAUAUGCCAUUUGUAUCGUUUUGUAUUAUCCGCUAUGGUGAACUCGUCUACAGGCUGUCUAUGACAUGUGAUAACACCAAAACCAAUAUUAGCCACUUAAUAUUAGCUUACAAUAUUAAUUUAUGUGACUUUCUCAAUAAAACACUCCUUGCGACAUGCAAUUUGUGUUGAAUAUGUGACUGUACAUGCGUAUAUGUGGGUGCGUAUACGACUUUUCGACACACCUGGAUCCUAAUAUAAUAGAUACGUAGGUAUAAUUAUACGAUUGACGUGACUGAAAUUAAAAUGGCUUAAAAGAGAAUCGCAGGGUUAUAAUUUCAAAGUAUACGUGGAUGACCAGAAUAAUUAUGGCAACAAUGGAACAUCG
Molecule: messenger RNA, 4954 nt
Organism: Trachymyrmex septentrionalis
Lineage: Eukaryota; Metazoa; Arthropoda; Insecta; Hymenoptera; Formicidae
Exons: 4
Coding region: 684-3275 (863 amino acids)
Biological process (GO): G protein-coupled receptor signaling pathway
Cellular component (GO): membrane
Molecular function (GO): G protein-coupled receptor activity
Source: RefSeq, a predicted model, not a curated record